AUGUCAAAUGAGAGGAUAUUGUUAAAUCAGUUGAUCAAGAGUAAAACCGACACUGUUGGUAGUGAACUAUUAAAGGAGAUUGAGAGGAAUGAUGAAUAUAUAAAAGAAGUGCAGUUAAAGAAGCUCAAAGAGCUUCAUGAUAAACAAUUCAAGGAGAAACAUGUGCUGCCUUUGAUUAAGUUAUAUGAGAGGUACAAUUCUAGCGCUAUUAAUGAUGGAGAUCUCCAAAAUUGGGCAGAGUUAAUAGAUAGAGAUAUUAGGAUACUUGAAGGAACGAUAAACAUUUUAGAAGAGGAACAUCGAAGUGAGAACCAGAAAGAUUAG
This is a messenger RNA of Kluyveromyces marxianus DMKU3-1042, 324 nucleotides long. It is a transcript of the gene BLS1, whose product is annotated as Bls1p. The coding region runs from base 1 to 324 and encodes 107 amino acids. Lineage: Eukaryota; Fungi; Ascomycota; Saccharomycetes; Saccharomycetales; Saccharomycetaceae. The record is from RefSeq and is a predicted model, not a curated record. The transcript has a single exon.